AUGAACGGGGACUAUAUGGGGGUAGUGAGUUUAAUAUUGUUUAGUGUAGUACUUUCUACUAUUAUAUCCGGGGGAUCUUAUGUGAUGGGGGUUCGACACCCGGAUAGUGAGAAGGUAUCGGUAUAUGAGUGCGGAUUCGACCCAUUCGAGUCGGCAAGAAUACCAUUUUCGGUUAGGUUCUUUUUAGUGGGGAUUCUUUUCAUGAUAUUUGAUUUAGAGAUAUCAUAUAUUUUUCCAUGGGGAGUGGCAUACAGUCAUAUCGGUUUGUAUGGAUUUUGAAUAAUGAUGCUGUUUUUAGUAAUAUUGACCGGGGGGUUGAUAUACGAAUGGGCCCAGGGAGGGUUGGAGUGAGCAUAG
This is a messenger RNA of Amphimedon queenslandica, 357 nucleotides long. Lineage: Eukaryota; Metazoa; Porifera; Demospongiae; Haplosclerida; Niphatidae. The record is from the annotation of a RefSeq genome assembly.